AUGUACCCCGAACAAUCCAUUCGACUUCGAAGAAGGGGAUCAACAUCUUUCGAUCCCUCACCUCAAGAUAUCGAUACGAUAACUGCCAAUUAUUGCGCACCAAGUUAUGAAGAUACCACUUCACCUCAAUCAGACUCUGUAUCCCCUCAUCUCGGUAGAUCCCAACUGCCUUGGACAGGGCAGGGUCAGGAACAGGGGUCUUGCAGUCUCGCCGAACACUUUAGAACGAUUAACGAAAUCAGAGAUACGUGUAGGAACGACGGGACGAGUGGAUGUUUGGUUUAUUCCAAUGCGAUCAAGACGAGACGAUCAUCCAGGGGAUCCAUCUUCUCUGGUUGGACGUCGUCCAACGCUGAGGAGAAGAAAGGGGCGAUGAGGUCUUAUAUUGAUCAUUCAAGACUGGUUGAUACUCAAGCUACGUGCGAGUCCUUAAGACAAGUGGCAGAGAAGUUGGAAGAAUUGAGCGAAUCUACGACGAUCAGGUCCAGGGAUAUUCAUGGAGCUCUCAAGGGCUUUGGGAUACCUCGAGGUAUUUCGACGUAUACGGUGGAUCAGAUUGUAUUGGAUGAGUUAAGCUCGUGCGAUCCUGUCGUGUUGACCUAUAGCGUCGAUUCGGGCGUCUUCACGAGAAGACCUACCUAUUAG
This is a messenger RNA of Kwoniella botswanensis, 645 nucleotides long. RefSeq lists its product as uncharacterized. The transcript has 2 exons. The record is from RefSeq and is a predicted model, not a curated record. Bases 1 to 645 code for a protein of 214 amino acids. NCBI's taxonomy places the organism in Eukaryota, Fungi, Basidiomycota, Tremellomycetes, Tremellales, Cryptococcaceae.